AUGUCCGCAACUAUCAAAGUCGGCGAUGCCAUCCCUGAAGCUACUUUCAAGUAUAUUCCCUGGACUGAGGCUUUGGAAAACAACCUUGCCUGUGGAUCCCCCGUCGAGCUCUCUACCAAUGACUGGAAGAACAAGAAAGUCGUGAUUGUUUCUGUCCCCGGUGCAUUCACCCCCACCUGCCAUACCAACCACCUCCCGCCUUUCCUCCAAAAGUAUGACGAAUUUAAGAAGAAAGGGGUCGACGUUAUCGCCGUCUUGGCCGCCAAUGACCCCUUCGUCAUGAGUGGAUGGGGUCGCUUCGAGGGACUUAAGGACAAGAUCCUGACCAUCUCCGAUACGAAUGCUGAGUGGUCGAAGAAAUUGGGUUUGGAGAAAGACCUUUCCGCCCACGGUCUCGGAAUUCGCACUGCUCGAUAUGCGAUCAUCCUGGAGAACAACGUGGUCAAGUACCUUGGCGUCGAGAGCGGUCCUGGAGUCACUGUCUCCGGAGCUGAUGCUAUUCUCCAGAAUCUCUAG
This is a messenger RNA of Coprinopsis cinerea okayama7#130, 516 nucleotides long. Its product is annotated as thioredoxin-dependent peroxidase. Bases 1 to 516 code for a protein of 171 amino acids. Lineage: Eukaryota; Fungi; Basidiomycota; Agaricomycetes; Agaricales; Psathyrellaceae. The transcript is spliced from 6 exons. The record is from RefSeq and is a predicted model, not a curated record. Gene Ontology annotation, molecular function: thioredoxin peroxidase activity. Gene Ontology annotation, biological process: cell redox homeostasis; hydrogen peroxide catabolic process; cellular response to oxidative stress. Gene Ontology annotation, cellular component: peroxisome; mitochondrion; cytoplasm.